Protomyces lactucae-debilis is the source of this 1209-nucleotide messenger RNA. RefSeq lists its product as uncharacterized. Bases 1 to 1209 code for a protein of 402 amino acids. Lineage: Eukaryota; Fungi; Ascomycota; Taphrinomycetes; Taphrinales; Protomycetaceae. The record is from RefSeq and is a predicted model, not a curated record. The transcript has a single exon.
AUGUCCACAUCAAAAAUCGAGACGCUCGAGCUCGUGCAUGCUCUGCUGGAAGCAUUACCAGAGAGGAAUCUGUAUGCAACGCUCGUACAUCUUCUGCCAACGCUGCUCCAUGCAUAUGCAGGACCAAGCGAGGCUUCUGUCACUUUAGCCGCCAAAGAACUCCUGCUUGAUGGUGUGGCCAAGUCGGAAGAAAUACAAGCUGCCCUAGGCAAUGUGACUUUGCUUCAGAGUGUACCACAGGCAUUUGAAGCCGGCAGAGAGCGCCAUCAUGUGCAGCUGAAGCUCUUGGAUUUGCUGAUAUGUGCAUACAAAGUUGUCAAGCAUGAUGCCAUCAAGGAUGCGAUUAGGAUCAUGUCCAGGAGAGACGAAUCUGGCGAUGAUGUGCUGUACCUUGUUGGAUUGAUACAGUCCAUAUCGACACUCUCUCAACUUGAGACAGAGACUGGACAUGGCUUGUGCACGCUCCGUGCCAUUCUACGCCAACACUAUGAUGAGCAAUCACAAUGGUUUCUAGCAUGUCUAGUUGAUCAAGGCCUGGUCUCGCACGACUCGAUCGAGGAUGAAUUGCUCUGCGUCGAGGUCCUGCGUCUGAUUGCCAAGCUGCCGGGAUCCGAUUGCGUGGCACUUUCGAGCAACUACAGACUGCUGGAUCUGCUCCGCGACAGACUUGCAUCAGCAAACGAGACAAUCCGUGACAAAACGCUGCAAUGCUUGGCUACCUUAUUCUCGACGAUUCCUGACGGCGUUUGGGAUAUCUUACCAGCAAGGAUUGGCAAUCCAUACAUUGCUAGCCUUGGCAUGCUGCUCGAGCGCAGUCCAACAAACGCUUGGAAGACGCGCAUUUUGGAGGAAAAGUGUCCCGGGGACUAUCUCCUACAGCUCUUGGCAGGGCUGUCUAGUACCUUUGAGGCACCGCGUAAGGUGAGCUACUACCACUGUCACCAACUCGCAACGUGGCAACAAGGCGUGGCAUUGUUGUGUGGCAGCGAAGGUGUCCUGGCCUUGCUCACGAACGGGAAGGGCGAGUAUCAUGAUAUCGUGACGAAGCAUGAGAUUAUGAGCAAGGCUCUCGAGACAUUAAGAGCAGAUGAUGGCUGCGGCCGAGACUUGUCUGGUGGCCACAGACGCAAGAUUGAAGCGUUUGUCAAUGCAGGACCCUUUGCGAGAGUAGCGGACGGCAGCAUGCAGGUCGCUUCACAGACCACUUGA